Didymosphaeria variabile is the source of this 609-nucleotide messenger RNA. RefSeq names its product ATPase-activating ribosome biosynthesis protein (gene RLP24). Gene Ontology annotation, biological process: ribosomal large subunit biogenesis. The coding region runs from base 1 to 609 and encodes 202 amino acids. NCBI's taxonomy places the organism in Eukaryota, Fungi, Ascomycota, Dothideomycetes, Pleosporales, Didymosphaeriaceae. The transcript has 2 exons. The record is from RefSeq and is a predicted model, not a curated record. Gene Ontology annotation, cellular component: nucleolus.
AUGAGAAUCGAGACGUGCUACUUCUGCUCUUCGCCGGUUUACCCGUCUAAGGGUAUAACCUUCGUCCGCAACGAUGCCCGCGCCUUCCGCUUCUGCAAGUCCAAAUGCCACAAGAAUUUCAAAAUGAAGCGAAACCCCCGCAAGCUCGCAUGGACGAAGUCUUUCCGCCGCGCACACGGCAAGGAAAUGACCGUCGACAGCACACUCGCCUUUGCCGCACGCCGCAAUAUCCCCACGCGCUACAACCGCGACCUCGUCCAGACGACACUCAAGGCUAUGGGCCGUGUCUCUGAGAUUCGUGCGAGGCGCGAACGCGCUUUCUACAAGGCGCGCAUGCGGGGUAACAAGGAGAGGCAGAGGGCGGAUGAUAGGAAGUUGGUUGAGGAGAACCAGCAUCUGUUGCCGCCGAGUGAGAGGUGGGCGGUCGCACAAGAGGAGGUCAUGGAGGUCGAUGUUGAUGCGGUCAAGGAGAAGGUUGCGAAGAGGAGGAAGGAGAUUGAGGAGGAUGAGCUGAGCGAGGAGGAGGUCGCGGUGCCGAAGAUGAAGAGCAAGAGGAAGUUGAAGAUGAAGGUUGGUGGUGGGGUCGAGGCGAUGGAAGUUGACGACUGA